GUGUGUGUGUGCGUGUGUGUAUGUAGAAGCGUCACAACUCAGCAGAAGAGAAACAGAAAGCAGCAGCUGCUGAGAAACACAUCAGGAUGAUACUUUGUGUCGUGGAUUUAAAAGCAGUUGGAUGAUCAAAUCACUGGAUUGUGAAGUGCAGGACGGAGCCUGGAGACCAUGGAACACCAGAGUGAUGUCUCAGCACCGGCUAACCACUCGCAGUACGGCAACUCCUCUCUGGUGUCCGACGGGACGGCGGGAACGUCGGAGUACAGCGAUGCAGAGCUGGUGCUGCUGGCCGUGGCUAUGGGUGUCCUCGCGCUGGCCAUCGUAUUUGGUAACGUGCUGGUGAUUACAGCCAUCCUGCGCUUCCAGCGCCUUCAGACGGUCACCAACUUCUUCAUCGCCUCCCUGGCAGUCGCCGACCUCAUCAUGGGUCUGGUGGUGGUCCCCUUUGGCUCCACCUACAUCCUGCUGGGGACGUGGCCUUUUGGAAACCUCAUGUGUGAACUCUGGACGGCAACCGACGUGCUGUUUGUGACGGCCAGCAUCGAAACCUUGUGUGUGAUUGCUGUGGACCGCUACCUCGCCAUCACCUCACCGCUUCACUACCCGACGCUGCUCACCAGGGGUCGGGCCUUCGCAGUGGUCCUCGGGGUUUGGGCGGUGGCCUCCCUCAUCUCCUUCCUGCCCAUCCACCUGGAGUGGUGGGUGUCGAGCGAUCCGAAAGCUCGCGAGUGCUUGGCCAAUGAGAACUGUUGCGAUUUCAACACCAACGCAGCGUAUGCCGUGUCCUCCUCGAUCGUGUCCUUCUACCUGCCGCUGGUGGUGAUGAUUUUCCUGUACACCCGUGUCUUCCAGGAGGCUCAGAAACAGCUGGAGAAGAUCAGAGGGAGGGAGAGGCACUUUUGUAACUCGCAUUACAACGCACCGCCAACUUAUCCCGACGAUAGCCGAGCAAUGAAUAAACCAGCGGGAGCUGAGCUGGAGGCGGAAGGAGAGGACAGACUAAACAUGCAGAAAACAGAAGGAAUCGACAAUGUUAUGGUGGAAAAGCCAGGCGAGAACAGAGCAAGAACAAAGCGGCUAAAGUUCUGUCUGAAGGAGCACAAGGCUGUAAAAACUCUAGGAAUCAUCAUGGGCACCUUCACGCUGUGUUGGCUACCCUUCUUCAUCCUAAACAUCCUCGUUGCCUUCCUCGACUUGGGUGACAUUAAGCUGCUCUUCAGACUCCUUAACUGGCUUGGCUACUCCAACUCGGCCUUCAACCCGCUCAUCUACUGCCGCAGCCCUGACUUCAGGCACGCCUUCCAGGACCUGCUCUGUUUGAGGGGCAAAUGGGGGAGCGGGAAAGGGAGGAGGGGGUGGGGAUGGUGCAGGGGGGGCAGAGGGCGUUACCCCAAACCCCCAGGUAGGACCAACGGGACAUCAGACCUGAAUGGCGUAAGGGGGCGGGACGUGCCGCAGAGGUCCGGGUGGAAGGGCAGUUUGGAGACCUCAAUCCAGGACAGCUCGCUGACUCUGGCUCCUUGUGGCCGUGAGCAGGUGUUGGAAGUAGCUCCUGGUUGCUUAACAAACUGGGAGGCUCACAGUUCUGCUAAUGGGAGCCGUGAGGAAAACCUGGCUUCUAUUGCUUGAGCGAUUAGGACGUUAAGAUGAACAGUUUGCUUAGUCGUGCUGUGAGCAUCAAUUUGAAUUUCAAAUCACGGCCUCCCUUUGCUGCUGUAGUUCCUAAACACAACUGCACGAGUAAAGUUUGUUCGGCAGUAUUUGGAAGCGUUUUGGUCCAAGAUGUUCGGCCAAAACGUUUUGAGGUACAAUAAGACUGUAUGCAAUGCAUACGUGCAUUAUCAAGGUGAAAAAACUAAAUGACAAGCUGGUACAAUGAGUGUGUCUCUAUUAUUUAUUACAGCCCCAUUUAUACCAACAAGAAAGGUGAUGUUUUUUAUUGACAGCCAAUUAAUUGCUUACCACUGAAUAACAGGACGAAUGUAGGAGUCAUAUAUUUACAUACGAACGACUGCUCCGUGAUUGAAUUCCCGAUUGAUUGUGAGGACAGAGCCACUGGAAGGAGGGUUGCUGGUUCCAAUUUCAUUGCACACUCUAAGGUUCCUUAAUAUUACCAUGAAAGACUUUAGAGCAGCACCUCAGAUUUCUGUGUUUAUUUUCCUGCCUCAUAAACAUCACUGCUGAUCCAAGAUGUAUUUACUGGUUUGUUUUGGGGUAUCAGACAAACAGACUUGUGACUAUGAUAACUUCCUCUCUUGGUGUUAACCUUCUUUCAUCACAAAGUUGCUGGAACAAUUUUCCUUCCGUUUUAUCUUAUCUAUCUCUUCAAAAAUGUUUCUCGACCCACUUAUCGUACCGGCUUUUGCUCUUGAAGAACAUUGUUUUCUGUCAGACAGAGCUGGGGAGAUCACUUUCAUGCUUUUUAAGAAUAUAUUUUCUUAUUGCUUAAUUUUCAUAUUACUCAGAAAAGGAAAAUGUUUUUGUCUCUUUAGUUCCCAAAUCCAAUGAGGAUGAUAAAGUAGCUCGUAUACAGUUAGUACAAGUAAAUAUGAUCUGCAUGUGUGUCUGUAUGUUUUCUGUGCUAAACUUCAAAUAUGCCAUUGAAUAUUUGUAUAUAACUUUAAUGGGUAUAAGACCUGGAAUAAGUACUUGUUGUAAAAUAUACUUUUUUAAAUAUCUGCUUCCAUAACGUAUUAGUUCUCAAAGAAAAAUAACCAAAAGUUGUUGUUUCAAGGUUGUAUCACGUCUGUUAUAGUUACACAUGUGGAUUUUAAGCGGGACUGAGACUACACUCCAAAUAAGAUUUACAUUAUAUUUCAUUUGUAUAGUUCUUGUGAAUUACUGAAACAAACAGUUGUAGCUUUUGACCAGAGGAAUGGAUUAUUUUUUCUACCUCCAUCAGAUCAUGAAUGUCCUCUCUUUUCUGCAAAUAUUUAUUAAUAAGCAGUUCGAUAUUUUUGUCAGUAAAAGAAUGACGUUUUGUAUUGUUUGAAUUGGUUGCUCGGCUGUGUGUGUGAUCUCAACAGGCAGUUCUCCAGAGAAAGAGAGAGGACAGAUAAGGUUAACAAGGCUUGACGUAUAUCACACACCACAGCUUGCUUUCAAACAAACAGCCCGAGCUAUUUGAGUUAUUUGGGCCCAACGAACAGCUGACUAUCAUUUUAACGAUCAGGAAACGAGUUUGAUGGACUGGAUACUAAUCGAAUCCUUCCUCUAAACAGUGCUGACCAAUGCAUUGGAAAUUUUUCAUUUUAGCUGUGGUGCUCACUGACAAUACUUGAGGUCAUUUGUUAAGUGGCCUGUUGGUAAAAAGAAAAACAGCGUGACCACAAGCAUGCUGUUGACAAAGCAUUCAUCCGUAAAUCUAGUCUGAUUUAAACACAUAUUCAUUAAGAAAGUUCACACUUAAAAAUCUUGGCUGUUAAAUUAUCAAAAGGCUUCUUGUCAACAACAAAAAAACAAGGGCAGGAAAUGUGAUUGUGCUGGACUUUUAACUAAAACUAUGGGACAGAG
This is a messenger RNA of Gasterosteus aculeatus aculeatus (three-spined stickleback), 3513 nucleotides long. RefSeq names its product beta-2 adrenergic receptor. Gene Ontology annotation, biological process: adenylate cyclase-activating adrenergic receptor signaling pathway; norepinephrine-epinephrine-mediated vasodilation involved in regulation of systemic arterial blood pressure; positive regulation of MAPK cascade. NCBI's taxonomy places the organism in Eukaryota, Metazoa, Chordata, Actinopteri, Perciformes, Gasterosteidae. The record is from RefSeq and is a predicted model, not a curated record. Gene Ontology annotation, cellular component: plasma membrane. Gene Ontology annotation, molecular function: norepinephrine binding; beta2-adrenergic receptor activity.